GUGUUGUGUGGAAGAUGAGUUAAAUGUUUUUGCGCAGUGCCUAUUGUUUGCGUUGACUUUAUUGUUUGUAUUACACCAGUUGUAAGAGAACGUGAAAUAUGGUGCGAACGAAGGCUACCAGUCUUACCGUUAGAACCUCUGGCGGGAAAGCACCUCGAAAGUUUACUGCUGCUGCCCCUAUGUCAGUUUCCAAUGGAGCACAAAGUAAAACUUACUCAGGUGGGAACCCAUACCAUCCACGUGAGACACCUAAUUGGCAGAAACCGAUCACGACAUUUUUUAAUCAACCUUUUACAAAUUCCGAUGGGGCAUUGUCUUCGACCGGUAUUAACGAUACAUUACAUUCAAAACACUCCGAUGCUGGGCCAUCAUGCAGCAAUCAGGUGUCAUCUUCUAAGGAACAAGUAGACUACGAGUCACAGGUAACAGACAAUGAAACCGAAAACAAAGCUGGGAGCGAACCUGAAAAUGAGACUGAAAUGGAAAAACAGCGCUAAACUGGAGUUGCAACAAAUAAGACUGUGAGAGAACUCAGUAUUGUUACAAAAGCAUCGUCAACGAAUACCUCUUAUAUAAUAAGAUUUAAUUGCGCGUACUUAAGAAUUUCGAGCAUUCCAGGACAUUUAGGUGUAAGUUUGAGUGAAAUUUCUGUCGAUAACGUUACCAUGUUUUAAUCAGUAGUUAUAGCGACGACCAAAAUGUCAAGGGCAAGUGGGUCCAGCGAAGCGAAGUGAAUCGAACAGGCCAAUUCGUGCGUUUUAAGGGACUCUUUAUUUACUCAAUUCCGUUCUUAUACAAAAAACACCUGACAAACGUGUGCGAUCCGCUCGCCUGCUCCAGACGUAAGUUGUCGCAAUUGUGAUAAAGAAACGAAGUGCCGCCAACGGUAAUAAAAAGAUGUAUUUUU
Messenger RNA from Orussus abietinus, 907 nucleotides. Its product is annotated as PCNA-associated factor. Lineage: Eukaryota; Metazoa; Arthropoda; Insecta; Hymenoptera; Orussidae. Gene Ontology annotation, molecular function: chromatin binding. Bases 99 to 497 code for a protein of 132 amino acids. Gene Ontology annotation, biological process: translesion synthesis; regulation of cell cycle. The record is from RefSeq and is a predicted model, not a curated record. Gene Ontology annotation, cellular component: nucleus. The transcript has 4 exons.